Molecule: messenger RNA, 2079 nt
Organism: Sporothrix brasiliensis 5110
Lineage: Eukaryota; Fungi; Ascomycota; Sordariomycetes; Ophiostomatales; Ophiostomataceae
Product: mitogen-activated protein kinase kinase
Exons: 2
Coding region: 1-2079 (692 amino acids)
Biological process (GO): protein phosphorylation; cellular hyperosmotic response; MAPK cascade
Molecular function (GO): MAP kinase kinase activity; ATP binding
Source: RefSeq, a predicted model, not a curated record
AUGUCACAUACCGACGUGUCCGCGGCGAGCACGCCGGACGAGUUUCCGGAUAGUGGUCCCGCCUCGCCAGCCUCUGUCGACUCCGGCGCCACCACCCCGGCAGACCAUUCCAGCCCGUUCGGCGAAAACCCACCAUUUCCGACGACCGCCUCCUCUCAACCACCACGACGCAUUCCGUCUGUGCGUGCCACCUCGGAUCCCUCCGGCACGCCGACUGCGAAAAUCAACAUGAGCCCCUCCUCGACCGUCACCGGGACCCUGAACAGCGCCCGUCGGCCACCGCCUUCUGCCGGCAAUCUGCCGCUCGAUCUCAUGGCCAAGGCGCGUGCCCUCCAGCAGCAGCGCAUGGCCAUGUCACCACACCACACUGGAUCUGCUGGGGCCAACGGCACGAUUGAUGCAUCACGCAGCACAUCGUCCGGGGCAAUGGCAGCAGCCAACCUUCGCAUCCCGCCACAUUUGAACCGGGGCAUGAAUCUCGGCGGCAUGGGACGGCCAUCGGUGCCCGGGUUUCAGUCCGCACCGGCCGUGCCCAAGGUUUCGGGCAGAUCGGGCGGUCCGAGUUUGAGCGAACGACGCGCGAUGAAGCUGGGCCCGCUACCCGGAAAUCCUGGCGACACCACACCCACGCGCGGCCCACCAAAACUGUCUGACAUGGGCGCCGGUGCUGGCCCUGGUGCCGGCGGCCUCGGCCGGCCACAGCUCAAGGAUGGUCGGCACGACUCGAAGAUGAACGACUUCAAGCACUACAUUGAUGCUGAAAAGGGUUGGAUUACUUUCGAGGGCGCCGCCACCAUCACACGGACGGGCGUCAACUUUGCGGGUGGCCACACCUUCAAGAUCUCGCUCGACGAGAUCCAGGUUCUCGACGAGUUAGGAAAGGGAAACUACGGAACUGUCUUCAAGGUCCGCCAUGCCAAGCCUGCCGUUCCACGGUUUGGUCCGGGUCUGAGUGGCUUCAAGAAUACACUUGGCAAGCAAAAGGAGCAGCUGCAAGCGACGGCGCAGUCACUACAAACGACACAGACGGACGGCGCUCCUCCCACGGCGUCUGGGACGUGCGACAAAGUUGCUAGCAACGGCACAGUGUCGAGUGGGACAAGUGGCAAGGUCAUGGCCAUGAAGGAGAUCCGGUUGGAACUGGACGAAGCCAAGUUCUCUACGAUCCUCAAGGAACUCGUGAUUCUGCACGAGUGCGUGUCCCCUUACAUUAUCGACUUUUAUGGUGCUUUUUUCCAGGAGGGUGCGGUAUACAUGUGCAUCGAAUUCAUGGACGGCGGUUCCAUCGACAAGCUGUACGCUGGCGGCAUCCCCGAGCAUGUCCUGCGCAAAAUCACGUACUCGACAGUCAUGGGCCUCAAGACGCUCAAGGAUGACCACAACAUCAUUCACCGCGACGUCAAACCGACCAACAUUCUGGCCAACACCGACGGGCAGGUCAAGAUCUGCGACUUUGGUGUCUCUGGCAACCUGGUCGCCUCCAUUGCCAAGACCAACAUUGGCUGCCAGAGCUACAUGGCCCCCGAGCGCAUCUCCGGCGGCGGUAUGUCGGCUGGCGGUGCCAAUGCCGAGGGCACGUACAGCGUCCAAAGUGACAUUUGGAGCCUAGGCCUGACCAUUAUCGAAUGCGCCAUGGGCCGCUAUCCAUACCCGCCGGAGGUCUCGUCCACCAUCUUUAGCCAAUUGAGCGCUAUUGUCAACGGCGACCCGCCGGACAUGCCCGAGGGCUAUUCGGCGACGGCAUGCGACUUUGUCCGAUCGUGUCUCAACAAGAACCCCAUGAAGCGAUAUACCUACUCCAUGCUGCUCAACCACCCGUGGCUGAAGCCGCUUGCUCAGGCCGCGACAAUCAUAGAGGAAGAGGACGAGUCGGCGUCCGAGUCGGAUUCAGAUGUAGAUGGCGAGGAGGCUGCUGCGGCCGUGAACCAGCUCAGUUUGGCCGACGCCGGCGUUGCAGGCGACACCGACAUUGCGGCAUGGGUAACAAAGGUCCUGGAGCGGAAGAAAAACGAGACCAACGAGGCAGGGAAUGCUGCCAGUACCAAGCCGGCCUUGCACACGGCACCCCUGGCUCCUUAG